AUGAAAAAAGUGAAUGAAUGUAAUACCGAAGAGAAAGGAAGAGCUGAUCCAAACCAAUGCAAACACUGUUUAUUACUCGAGUCUCAAAAUAGUUAUUUGUCGAGUGAAAGCGCAAACUUAAAAGAACUCAAUAAAGAGUUGUAUGAAAUGGACCAAAAGAGACAGAAAUAUGAUAUCGAGAGACAGGACUAUAUCCUACGGCUGUUGCGAACCAUUAAAAGACUGCAAUUAAGAUCGAGUCGAAUGAUCAGCGAAUCGGAAAGUGAUUGUCAGUCAAUGAGUGAACGACAGAAUAAUGUCCGCAAAAGUCAACCACAAGACGAAGAGAAGGAGAGAUCGCUUUUACAGCAAAGUUAUGAAAACGCUCUCAAAGAAAACGUCAAUUUACACAAAGAAUUGGAAGAAUUGAGGAUUAAUUUCGAUAAUUUGAUCGAAGAGUUGAGCAAAAUAGAGAGCGAACACAUCCAAGUGCUCCAAAUGCACACUAAUCUUUACAAAGAGGACUUCGAUUGCGAGCGACGGCAGAAGGAAAACGCUUUGAAUGAAUUGCAAAAACACAGGAAAGAAAAUGAAAGUUUGAGAACUAUUUGUGCGAAUUAUGAUCAAAAGUUGCAAAUAUUUGUUCAACUCUUUAAAAACCAAAGCCUUUCGACACAACGAGAAGUGAAACAGAGCUCUAGUCUUACCAAAGUUGGGGUCAAAGAAGAGACAAACCGAACCCAUUCACUGCCACAUGAGUUCAGACAUAAAAUCAAUAAAACCAAUGAUUUAAACAAAAGCCAAACCAACAGUCAAUCAAAUUCAGAGAUUUGCAAAUCCGAUGAACUGCUCGAAUGUCCCAAUUGUCGGAUCCUUUUUCCCAUUCAAUUUCACGAACAACUUCUCCAGCAUUUCGAGAAAUGUCAACGAAAUAUUUGA
Molecule: messenger RNA, 918 nt
Organism: Medioppia subpectinata
Lineage: Eukaryota; Metazoa; Arthropoda; Arachnida; Sarcoptiformes; Oppiidae
Source: the annotation of a GenBank genome assembly